Messenger RNA from Ascochyta rabiei, 1824 nucleotides. RefSeq lists its product as uncharacterized. Lineage: Eukaryota; Fungi; Ascomycota; Dothideomycetes; Pleosporales; Didymellaceae. Gene Ontology annotation, biological process: cell motility; negative regulation of cell population proliferation; phosphatidylinositol dephosphorylation. The transcript is spliced from 3 exons. Gene Ontology annotation, cellular component: cytosol; cell projection; nucleus. The record is from RefSeq and is a predicted model, not a curated record. Gene Ontology annotation, molecular function: protein tyrosine phosphatase activity; phosphatidylinositol-3,4,5-trisphosphate 3-phosphatase activity; protein tyrosine/serine/threonine phosphatase activity. Bases 1 to 1824 code for a protein of 607 amino acids.
AUGGCCUCAAUAUUGAGACAGAUUGUAGCUGGCCCCCGCGCCAGGCACGCUGAAGCUGGUCUUGACCUGUGCUAUGUUACAGACAACAUCAUUGCUACAUCAGGCCCCAGCGGCACCUAUCCCCAGCGCGCAUACCGAAACCCUCUCGACUCCCUUGUAAAGUUCCUCGACUCGAAGCAUGGCGAUAAUUGGGCAAUAUGGGAGUUCCGCGCUGAGGGCACUGGCUAUCCAGACAGCGAAGUCUACAAUCGCGUAUACCACUACCCUUUCCCUGACCACCAUCCACCCCCCUUCGCCCUCAUACCGAACAUCAUGGCCAGUAUGCGCAACUGGUUGAAGGAGAAGGAGGGGCGCGUAGUGGUCGUACAUUGUAAAGCCGGAAAAGGCAGAUCAGGUACAGCAAGCUGCAGCUACUUGAUGAGUGAGGAAGGCUGGCCGAUGGAGAAGGCUCUACAACGAUUUACCGAGCGGCGCAUGCGACCAGGAAUGGGCUACAAGGGAGUCAGCAUACCCAGUCAGCUGCGGUGGCUCACAUAUGUGGACCGCUGGGCGAAGCAUGGCAAGAUGUACGUGGAGAGACAAGUCGAAGUGUUGGAAGUACACUGCUGGGGCCUGAGAGAUGGCGUCAAGAUUCAGAUUGAAGGCUUCGUCGAGGAUGGUAAGCUCAUCAAGAAUUUCCACACAUUCACAACGGAAGAGCGAGAGGUUGUGAGAGGCGAGGUCAAGACAACGGGCAUGGCACAAGCAGUGCAUGAGGUCAUGUACAAGAAUGGACUGAGUGGCUCAUCUGGCAAGGCCAACGCGCAGCAAGACGGCAACAAAGACACUUCUCAGAAUGCCAGCAGCUCGUCGCUGGAAGUAACUCGUGACGCAGACGGUACUGCAACCCCUCAGGUGAGCUCCAAAGAAAGUCUCCUCCCAGGCACGGGCGACGUUGUCUUCCGACCUUCGAAGCGAGUCGUGCUGCCAACGAACGACAUGAACAUUGACGUCGAGCGUCGCAGCAAGGCUGCGUUUGAUCUUACCAUGGUCACGGCGGUCGCACAUGUCUGGUUCAACACGUUCUUUGAAGGAAAUGGCGCGGAGAAAAAUGGCAUGGCGGACGAUUCAGGCGUCUUCGAGAUCAACUGGGAUGCAAUGGAUGGUAUAAAAGGUUCAUCUCGCAAAGGUACGCAGGCAUUUGAGCACAUUGCUGUCGUGUGGCGCGCGCUCAAUGCUGAGGAUGGGCGACCUGGCGUUGUCAUUACCGAGCCCAAGGAAGGCGAGGAAGUUCGGCAGACAGGCCCUACAGACUGGAAAGGCACAAAAGGUGUCGAGCCGAGUGAAGGCAAGGAUCUUGGCUUGCGUAUCUCAAGCCCAGACGAUUCAGAGGUCGAUCUUACCCAUACAGAUGCUAUCAAAAGCGCGAAUGAGCAAAACAAAACCGCCAUCAGGAUGCCUGGCCGCCGGAACAGUGGCGAGAGCGAUGAUAGCGAUACCAGAGAUGUCCGAUCACACGGUCCUAAUGGCGAGGAAGUCCUUCAAUAUUCCACAAGUGCAAGGACAAGUCUGGAAACUAGCGGGAACAGCAAAGGGCCGCAGGCGACAGCCUCGCAACCCAUCUUGACAAGUCAGCCCGAGGGCUCAGCGGCGCACUCGAGACCACCCUCUGUAGGUUCGCACAAAGGCACGCGUCAUGUAGAAAAGAUCAUCGACAACGUGAAGUACCACGUGUCUGGCGCAGCUUCGACGGGCGACCUACCCGACGGGAAGCCAGAAGGCGAGAUGAAGGAUGCGAAGGAACAUGGACUUGGCCACGUGGGAAGGAGUAAGCUCUCAAAUUGA